This is a messenger RNA of Pelagomonas calceolata, 1087 nucleotides long. The record is from the annotation of a GenBank genome assembly. NCBI's taxonomy places the organism in Eukaryota, Pelagophyceae, Pelagomonadales, Pelagomonadaceae.
CGCACUCUCAACUUUGGGGAGCCGGAUUAGCAUUGUUUUGCGCACGAGAGCAAGCAACGGACUGCACAAUUCGUACAACUGAACCUCCAACAUGAUGCGCGCAACAUUACGUGCAACUCGUGCCCUCAGAGGUGCCAGGCAUCACACACCCUUGGCUCAUGGACAACAAGCAUCCGCGGCAAAACGCCUUCUGGCGGGCGCAGGACUCGCCACCGGCGCUGCGGCCUGCUACGCGACCGCGCAAAGCACGGCGACGUGCGAGUCCGCCGCCGCCGCGAAGACGCGUUUCGACGAAAAAGGAUUCGGCUCGCCGUCUUUUAAAGGCGAUGUGGUCAUCGUGACGGGCGGCACGACGGGCAUCGGCGCGGCCUGCUGCGCGCACCUCGCGAAGGCGGGCGGCGUCGUCUACAACAUUGAUUUCAAAAAGCCUGCAUCAGACGUGGCGGGCGUCACGCACCUGCAAUGCGAUGUCAGUGAUGUGGCGCAAGUGAAACGCGCGGUCGGGGCCGUCGUAAAGGCGCACGGGCGCGUCGACGUCCUGGUGUCGAACGCGGGCGUCUGGCACGGCGGCGACUUCGAGAAGACGUCGGAACGGGACUUCGAUAAGGUGAUUGGCGUGAACCUGAAGGGUACGUUCUUUGGUAUCCAGGCCGCGGUGCCCGCCAUGCUCGACCACGGCGGCUCCAUCGUGAUCAUCGGCAGCGACCAGUCGUUGAUAGGGAAGCCGGAGCAGCAUUUGUACGGGUGCACGAAGGGCGCCAUCGCGCAGCUGUCCAAGUCGCUCGCGGCGCACUACGCGCCGAAAGGCGUCCGCUUCAACUGCAUCUGCCCCGGCACGAUCGACACGCCGCUCAUGCACGGCGCGGUCCAGGACUUCGUGAAGCAGAAGGGCGCGAACGCCCAGGAAUUAUACACGUGGCUCGAGACGGCGCAGCCGCUGCCGCGGCUGGGCCGGCCCGAGGAGGUCGCCGCGCUCGUCGCGUGCGUGGCCAAGAUCCCCUUCUGUGUCGGGUCGAUGAUUUCUGUGGAUGGGGGCUACACGGCGCAGUAGUAGUAGUAUUAAGAACGAUAAUUCGUGCUCAACCGG